AUGACAGAGACAAAGGUUUUAAGGUUUCGGCUUUCCAAGCCAGAAACAGAAACCACACCAAUGGCUAUGGGUAUGACUUUUCUUGAUCAUCAAUAUUCCAAGGUACCCAUCAUCAAUGACAGUAAAGUUGGUGUCUUUGGAAAAGAUUCUGGGGUUCCAAGCAGAAAGAGGCUGAUAAUCAAGUUUCGUAUUUCUAAUACUAAGGCUUUGAAGAACAAUCAUCAAGAUUCCAAGCCCAUCAACAAAAGCUCUGGUUAUCGUGAGAGGGUUAGGAAACUGCUGACAGAAUCUUUUUCCAGAGUUUCUUCUGAAACUGACGAGAGAAUAUCACCAUCAAUAGACCCAGUUCAAGUGGCUGCUACAGUAGAGUCUGUUAUGUUUGAAAGGAUUGGGUGGUCUAAUCCCAUCAAGAAGACAAAGUAUCAGUCAAUAUUGUUCAAUCUGAAGGACCCAAAGAACCCAGAUUUGAGGAGAAAGGUGCUUCUUGGAGAGAUCAAGCCGGAGAGUCUUGUAACCAUGAGUGCCGAGGAGAUGGCCAGUCACAAGAGGCAGAGUGAGAACAUUCAGAUACAGUUGAAAAGGUUGAAAAGAUGUGUGCAUGAUGCUGAUGAGGAAGAAAAGGCCACCACUGACAUGUUCCAGUGUAGCCGGUGUCGCGAGCGCAAGUGUACUUAUUAUCAAAUGCAGACCCGGAGUGCCGAUGAACCCAUGACAACAUAUGUAACUUGUGUCAAAUGCAACAAACGCUGGAAGGUCUAA
Molecule: messenger RNA, 759 nt
Organism: Quercus lobata
Lineage: Eukaryota; Viridiplantae; Streptophyta; Magnoliopsida; Fagales; Fagaceae
Product: transcription elongation factor TFIIS-like
Exons: 1
Coding region: 1-759 (252 amino acids)
Biological process (GO): DNA-templated transcription
Cellular component (GO): nucleus
Molecular function (GO): zinc ion binding; nucleic acid binding
Source: RefSeq, a predicted model, not a curated record